AUUACUGACUCAGGCUUACCAACAUAUCUUAGCUUUGGUGUUUGCUGUGAAGGAGAUUAAUGAAAAUCCUCAGAUCUUAACCAAUGCUACCCUAGGAUUCAACAUCCACAACACUUAUUUUAGUCCAAGACAUACUUCUGCAGCCACAAUGGAAUUAAUCUCUACAUCAGGCAGAUUUAUUCCUAAUUACAAAUGUGACAUCCAGAACAUUUUGGUGUCUGUCAUUGGAGGACCGAGUUCUAAUGAAUUCCUGGACAUGGUUACCAUCCUGAACAACUACAAAAUUGCACAGCUUGCUUAUAGCUCUGCUCCCGAGAUGAAUACUCAAAUGCAAUCUGAUUUCUUCCAUUGGGUGUCCCCAAAUGCAAUUCAUCAGUACAAGGGGAUCCUCCAUCUUCUGCUGCAUUUUGGAUGGACUUGGAUUGGGGUGUUGUAUCUUGAUACUGGCAGAGUGACAGACACAUUGCUAAGGAACGUGCUUCCCAUGUUUUCCAAAAGUGGCAUUUGUUUUGAUUUUGUAUCAAAACUGGCUGCAGGAUUCCUUGAUAAUUUUGAUGAAGUGGUAGAAGCAGCUGGGGAAACAGUCCAACUUCUUUUGACCUCCACAACUAAUGCAAUUAUUGUCCAGGUGAAUUCAAAUGACGUUUCUGGAUUCUACCAAUUUCUGGAAGAGAGGAACCCGCUAUUGGUGAAAAACGAUGACUCGUUGAGAGAAAUCUGGCAACAAGCAUUUAAUUGCUUCUUCCCCAGUUUUACCAGUGAAAUGACAGAUGUGGACAUCUGCACUGGGAAGGAGCAGCUGGAGACUCUCUCAAUGACUGUGUUUGAAAUGCAGAUGACUGCUCACAGCUACAGUGUCUACAAUGCUGUCUAUGCCAUUGCGCAUGCUUUGCAUGCGAUGAAGUCCUCAGUGUUCAACCAAAGGUCAAAGAUAGACAGAUGGAGACAGAGCCUUAAUCAACAAGCAUGGAAGAUCCAUCCCUUUCUUAGGCGUGUGUCAUUUAACACCAGCAGCAGAGCAAUUAUUUCUUUUGAUGAAAAUGGUGAAUUAAUAGGAAAGUUUGACAUCAUCAACUGGGUCACAUUCUCAAACCAGACUUUUCUUAGAGUCAAAAUUGGAAGGAUAGACCCACAGGCACCCUUAAACCAACUGUUGACUAUUUCUGAAAAGAACAUUGUCUGGCCAACCCAGUUUGGGCAGAUCCAGCCCAUUUCCUUGUGCAAUGAUAAAUGCCAUUCAGGCUAUAGAAAGACCAAGAAAGAGAGCAAACAUUUUUGCUGCUAUGACUGUAUCCCCUGUUCAGAAGGGAAGAUCUCAAACCAGACAGAUAUGGAUGAUUGCCUUCUGUGUCCACCUGAUCGUUAUCCAAAUAAAGACCAUGAUUCAUGCAUUCCCAAAUACAUAAGUUACCUAUCUUAUGAAGAAAAUCUAGGCAUUGGACUGAGCACUGUGGCUUUUGUGCUUUCCUUCAGCACAAUUUCUGUACUUGGAAUCUUCAGGAAGUACCACAAUACUACCAUUGUCAAGGCCAACAACCGCAGCCUCUCCUACACCCUCCUCAUCUCCCUCCUCCUCUGCUUCCUUUGUUCUCUGCUAUUCAUUGGCCAACCCACAAAAGUGACGUGCCUCCUUCGACAAACAGCUUUUGGAAUCAUCUUCUCAGUGGCACUUUCUUGCCUGUUGGCUAAAACUAUCAUUGUGGUUCUUGCUUUCCUAGCCACCAAGCCAGGAUCACAAAUGAGGAAAUGGGUUGGAAAACAAUUAGCUCUUUCCAUUGUGCUCUUCUGCUCCCUUAUUCAAACUCUCCUUUGUGUGAUCUGGUUAUCCAUCUCUCCUCCAUUUCCAAAUACUGACAUGAACUCUCUAAACAAUGAAAUCAUUCUAGAAUGCAAUGAAGGAUCUGUUGCAAUGCUUUAUUGUAUCUUGAGCUUCAUGGGCCUUUUAGCUAUUGUUAGCUUUGUUGUAGCUUUCCUAUCUAGGAAAUUACCAGACACUUUCCAGGAAGCCAAAUCCAUCACUUUCAGUAUGCUAGUCUUUUGCAGUGUCUGGUUGUCUUUUGUUCCUGCCUACGUGAGCAGCAAAGGAAAAUAUAUGGUGGCUGUGGAGAUCUUUGCCAUCUUGGCUUCCAGCGGGGCACUAUUAGGUUGUAUCUUUGUCCCCAAAUGCUAUAUUAUUUUGUUGAGACCUGAUCUGAAUAAAAAGGAGCAUUUGAUCAAAGGAAUCAAGUAA
Messenger RNA from Thamnophis sirtalis, 2230 nucleotides. Lineage: Eukaryota; Metazoa; Chordata; Lepidosauria; Squamata; Natricidae. The record is from RefSeq and is a predicted model, not a curated record.